Molecule: messenger RNA, 1762 nt
Organism: Hyaloscypha bicolor E
Lineage: Eukaryota; Fungi; Ascomycota; Leotiomycetes; Helotiales; Hyaloscyphaceae
Product: kinase-like protein
Exons: 4
Coding region: 109-1659 (516 amino acids)
Biological process (GO): protein phosphorylation; intracellular signal transduction
Cellular component (GO): cytoplasm; nucleus
Molecular function (GO): ATP binding; protein serine/threonine kinase activity
Source: RefSeq, a predicted model, not a curated record
CUUUUAGGGCAGCCGAGAGAACAAUCAACUUUCGUACAAUUCGAAUUUGGAACCUAGGUUUCUGGUACGUCUUACAAGGCAGAGAAGCGACUGAGAAUCCGGGGGAAAAUGGACGAGAACUAUCAGAGUUAUCUUGCGGCCCAAUUCAGCGCCUUGCCCGGUCCGUCAGAACCAUCUCCGCGAAUUAAAGGAGGCCUAGGCACCGAGGCAGAUAUGGACUUCUUCCUUGAAGCGUUAAGCCGACUUCCUGGGGACAGAUGCCAGUCUCUCCGACUCCACGACGUGCUUCGCAAGGAGGCGGUCAAGAAAAAUGGAAAAAAGAAGGACGAAACUACCGAGAACCUGCUCUUUCCCCCGAGCGUCAUAGACAGGAUACUUGUCGAAAAGGAGAUCAGGAGCAUAGUGACAUGUGUCUGUAUCGUCUGUCGAUCAGUGAAGGGCAGAGAGCGCUUAGCCGAUGAUGUUUUAGUUGAAGCCGUGACAGCUGGGGAUGGACAUGAGCAGCGAAAAUUAUUCGCGCUUCUGGUCUUUAUGGGGGCAGGAUUUGCAGCACGGCACAUUUGCUCCUUUCCACCGCGAGGAUGGGAUCUAAGUAGUCGAGAGUCGUCUAUACAAUCCCAGUUAUUCGAACCUUUGGACCGAGUCUCGACAGAUAUUUUUUCAAGCCCAGAAAAGGCAACUCGAAUUUUCACAUCGGUGUUCAAGCAGACAUGGCAAGUUUUCGAUGCGCCAACAAUGCAAAUUGGAAGUCUCAUAACAAACUUGGAUGGCGCCAAUCUUCCGUUUAUCAAUGAAGCGCCAUUGAAAGGUGACAAGGGCGCAUUCGGCUCUCUAUAUUCCUUUGAGAUCCACCCCGAAUUCAGUGGAUAUAACGUCCCAGCACUUGCGGUUCGCAAAGAAUUACCAGAUGUUGAAUCAACCUUGGAAGAAAGACGCAUCUUGGAAUUCCUAGCCAAAUCUGGCAAACCAAAUUUCGUACAACUUUUGUUCUGGUAUCGCAGCGCUGAAAAGAUCAAUUACGUUUUCCCUUUGUAUCCGGGGAGCUUGCAGCAAGCCAUGGAAGGUCAAUUCCACUCCCAAAUCAACCCCUCAAGACCCAGCAAAUACAGAUCAGUAUUACAACAUUGGAUGUGGCAAGGCAUCGUUGAUGUGAUUGCAGCUUUGAAAGUUUUCCAUUUUCCGGAUGAAGCGAUCCUGCGAAAACAGUUGAUUGCAGCACAUUUUGACUUGAAGCCUGCAAAUAUUCUGGUAACUGGCAAUGGUACGCUUCUCUUGACCGAUUUCGGCCAAGCUCGGAUGAAAACGUUCAACCCGCUGGGGGGUUCAUCGUUAACGGCACAGAUUGGGGAUGCCAAUUACCAACCACCACCCAUGGUACUUCCACAGAACCCUAUUCCACAUCCUACAGGCUUAAUGACCAGCCAUACAAAAGAUGUUGAUCUGAGGUGGAGCCGUGCAUAUGAUGUAUGGUCUAUGGCAUGCAUCAUGACUGAGGUUAUUGAAUAUAUAAUCAACGGAUCGGCAGGGUUCCAGUCAUUUAGACAACAACGUAUCAACGAAGAUCAAUCUAGUGCCGCCUUUUGGAAGCGAAGAGAGCAUGUUCUGCAUAAAUCCUUUACAACGACCUCCAAUCGCGGAUUGUCUGGCUAUUAUUUCUGAAGACAUUCCCACAGACGAAUGGCCUUUGAAGGAUGAAGACGAGGUAUCAAUAUGUGGACUUGGCACGAAUCCACAACUAAGAAACUGGCACACACAACUUGUC